GUCUUUUACUAUCUUGGUGAGCUCAAUGACUCCUUAUCAUAUGCCCUGGGGGCUGGACCACUGUUUGAUGUUUCAGAGGAUUCUGAUUAUGUUCAUACACUUCUUGCUAAAGCUAUAGAUGAAUAUGCCAGUCUUAAGUGUAAAGCAGCAGAAUCAAGUGAAUAUGCAGAAAAGGUGGAUCCUAGAUUGGAGGCCACCGUUGAAAGAAUGCUUGAUAAGUGCAUCUCUGAUGGGAAAUAUCAACAAGCUAUGGGGAUGGCUAUUGAGUGCCGAAGAUUGGAUAAACUUGAGGAAGCGAUUAUUAGGAGUGAUAAUGUUCAUGGAUCUCUUUCUUAUUGCAUUAAUAUUUCUCAUUCCUUUGUUAAUCUCAGGGAAUAUCGUCGUGAGGUUCUUCGUCUCCUUGUCAAUAUAUUCCAAAAAUUGCCUUCCCCUGAUUACUUGAGCAUUUGCCAAUGUCUAAUGUUCCUGGAUAAACCUGAAGAAGUCGCAGGAAUAUUAGAAAGACUUUUACGAUCUGAAAAUAAGGAUGAUGCUUUGCUAGCCUUUCAGAUUGCAUUUGAUCUUGUAGAGAAUGAGCACCAAGCUUUUCUGUUGAAUGUUAGGGAUCGCCUCUCCAUUCCCAAAUCACGAUCUUCAGUGGCUGAGCAGCAUGGAUCAAGCGAAGCAGAUUCUGCUCAAAAUCUAAAUGCUUCUGCUGGCGAUGAAAAUCGUACAAGUGCAUCAGAUGAUGUUCAAAUGACAGAUGGUGCUGUUGCUCCCAAUGGGGACAUACAUGAAACGGACCCAAAUGAGGUGACUUAUGCUGAAAAGUUGGCAAAGCUCAAGGGGAUUUUGUCCGGGGAGACAUCUAUUCAGUUGACUUUGCAGUUUCUAUAUAGCCACAACAAGUCGGAUCUUUUGAUACUGAAGACAAUAAAGCAAUCAGUUGAGAUGAGGAAUAGUGUCUGCCACAGCGCAACAAUCUAUGCCAAUGCUAUUAUGCAUGCGGGAACAACCGUAGAUACAUUUCUUAGGGAAAAUCUGGAUUGGUUGAGCAGAGCUACAAACUGGGCUAAAUUCAGUGCCACUGCGGGGCUGGGUGUUAUUCACAGAGGUCACCUGCAGCAAGGGAGGUCACUGAUGGCACCUUACUUGCCACAGACGGGGGCUGCUGGAGGUGGUAGUCCGUACUCAGAAGGUGGUGCCCUUUAUGCUCUAGGUUUAAUCCAUGCCAACCAUGGUGAGGGUAUCAAACAAUUCCUUCGUGACAGCCUUCGCAGUACCAAUGUUGAGGUUAUCCAGCAUGGGGCAUGCUUGGGUCUUGGUUUGGCAGCUAUAGGAACUGCUGAUGAAGAGAUCUAUGAUGACGUCAAGAAUGUCCUUUAUACUGACAGUGCUGUGGCUGGUGAAGCUGCGGGCAUUAGUAUGGGCUUGCUAAUGGUUGGAACUGCAAGUGAGAAAGCCAGUGAGAUGCUUGCAUAUGCACAUGAAACCCAACAUGAGAAAAUUAUCAGGGGGUUAGCUCUUGGAAUUGCCCUUACAGUAUAUGGUAGGGAAGAAGAGGCAGACACAUUGAUUGAGCAGAUGACUCGGGAUCAGGAUCCAAUUUUGCGAUAUGGUGGUAUGUAUGCAUUAGCACUGGCCUACAGAGGAACAGCAAAUAACAAGGCUAUUCGUCAACUACUGCACUUUGCAGUGUCAGAUGUAAGUGAUGAUGUAAGGAGGACAGCUGUACUAGCUCUUGGCUUUGUGCUUUACUCUGAACCCGAACAGACUCCUCGCAUUGUAUCCCUGCUCUCUGAGUCCUACAAUCCACAUGUUCGAUAUGGUGCGGCUCUGGCAGUUGGCAUUUCCUGUGCCGGUACUGGUUUGGGUGAAGCUAUAUCUUUGCUUGAGCCUCUUACAUCAGAUGUUGUGGAUUUUGUUCGUCAGGGGGCCCUCAUUGCAAUGGCCAUGGUCAUGGUUCAGACGAAUGAAGCCAGUGAUCCCCGUGUUGGAACAUUUAGGCGACAGCUGGAGAAAAUAAUUCUUGAUAAGCAUGAGGAUACCAUGAGCAAGAUGGGAGCUAUCCUGGCUUCUGGAAUUCUUGAUGCUGGUGGAAGGAAUGUGACAAUCAGGCUGCUGUCGAAGACAAAGCAUGAUAAAGUUACUGCUGUUGUUGGGCUUGCUGUUUUUAGUCAGUUUUGGUAUUGGUAUCCCCUUAUCUAUUUCUUAAGCCUAUCAUUCUCGAGCACUGCAUUCAUUGGGCUCAACCAAGAUUUGAAAGUUCCGAGGUUUGAAUUUUUAUCACAUGCAAGACCUUCUCUUUUUGAGUAUCCCCGACCAACUACUCUGCCCACAACAACAUCGGCUGUGAAACUUCCUACUGCUGUUCUGUCCACCUCUGCGAAAGCCAAGGCUAGGGCUAAAAAAGAGGCAGAGCAGAAGGCUGGUGCUGAAAAAUCAUCUGGGGAGGAAUCUUCUUCUGUUUCUAAUGUGGGGAAAGGAAAAUCAUCUAGUGAGAAGGAUGGGGACUCUAUGCAGGUUGAUAGCGCAUUGGAAAAGAAGGCAGAAUCCGAACCAUCUUUUGAAACUUUGAUAAACCCUGCCAGGGUUGUCCCCACCCAAGAAAAGUUCAUUAAGUUUUUGGAGGAAAGCAGAUAUGUGCCUGUGAAGUUGGCUCCUUCAGGGUUCGUUCUAUUGAAGGACCUACGACCAACUGAGCCAGAGGUACUCUCUUUAACGGAUACACCAUCUUCUGUGGCCUCAUCUGCUGGAGGGUCAGCAACUGCUCAACAGGGAUCAGGAUCUGCUAUGGCAGUUGACGAGGAGCCUCAGCCUCCUCAGCCAUUCGAGUACACCUCAUGAUUGCGGUCUUCGUUUAAGUUUAUUUGGGGAGUGAGACUUGUUUUUUACGCAAACGAGGUGGUGCUUUAUGUGGACAAUGGAGAAACAUUUGAGCAAUCACUCUUUACUGGGCAUUGUGAUAUGAGGGGGAUGUUCCCUUUCGCCUCUGGUGAGUUAGUGGGCGAUUUCAUAAGCUUCUCCUGUGAAGCUGCUGCUGUCUGUUUCCCCUCAAUUGAAUGAAGUGAUGCAUCAGGGGAGCAGUGCAAUGAUUCUGAGAUCGGAUUCAACCAACUGUAACAGAGAAAAUUGUUUAUUUCCAAAAUACCGAUAUUGAACGAGGACAAGGGUGCAAUAGCAACCUUUUCUUUUUUUGUAGGUUGUCUUGUCUUCCUGAGUUAAAAACAACCAAAAACUCACUGAGCCGUCUUAUUUGCUUUCAUGAAGUUUUGAAAUCAAUCAUAAUUCCUUAGGGUGUCGUGUA
Macadamia integrifolia is the source of this 3286-nucleotide messenger RNA. RefSeq names its product 26S proteasome non-ATPase regulatory subunit 1 homolog A-like. Lineage: Eukaryota; Viridiplantae; Streptophyta; Magnoliopsida; Proteales; Proteaceae. The transcript has 12 exons. The annotation marks the transcript as partial. Gene Ontology annotation, molecular function: enzyme regulator activity. Gene Ontology annotation, biological process: proteasome-mediated ubiquitin-dependent protein catabolic process; regulation of protein catabolic process. The record is from RefSeq and is a predicted model, not a curated record. Gene Ontology annotation, cellular component: nucleus; proteasome storage granule; proteasome regulatory particle, base subcomplex.